Chironomus riparius is the source of this 1614-nucleotide messenger RNA. The record is from the annotation of a GenBank genome assembly. Lineage: Eukaryota; Metazoa; Arthropoda; Insecta; Diptera; Chironomidae.
AUGCUUAGUGAGUUUUGUGGAGAAGUUGAGAGAAUUUUGUGUUGCAGAAAUAUUUUGGUGACUGAAGAUGAGCAGGAGAUACCUUUGAAGCAUACAAAUAAAUUUUGGAGUAGCUUUAGGAAUGAUGAAAUGUUCCACCAUCUCGACUAUAAAGACAAUCAAGAAGGAAAGUUAGUCAAUUUGUCAAGCUUACCAACUGAAAUUAUCAUUAAAAUCAUCUCAAGCUUAGAUGACAUUCAAGACAUUCGGAACUGUAUGCUGUUGUCCAAAAACAUCCGUGAUUCAAUAUUUAAAACAUCAAAAAUUAUGAGGAAAGUUCUUGUUAGUUUAAACAGUUCUGAGGCUUCUGAAUUCCUUAAUUUUCGAGGAAAUAGCAUUCGAUGCUUGAAGAUUCAAAGCCACAAUGAAGACAAUUUGAAGCUGAUCUUCAGAAAAGUCCCAAAUUUAGAGGAAUUAACGUUCAAAAAUAACCAAUUUACUGAUAAGUUUACACGCCAAAGCUCCAUUAUACAACAGGAACUAGACAAAUAUAAUAAAAUCGUUGAAGGACUUGACGACAAGCUUCCUUCAGACCUCCGAAACCUUAAAGUUUUAGAAAUCAGGUUAGCAAAUUUUGAAAUGUUCACAAAAAGCACCAAAAAUAUCACAAAAUUGGAAAAAUUCACAAUUUACUUAACAGAACUUAGAGAUGAUGAACUUUUGCUCAAAUUUCUGAACCAGCAAAGCAUCUUAAAGGAACUGAUUGUCAUUAAUAUUUCACAAUUUCAUAUCAUUGACUUUCCAUGCCUUAAUUUUUGUGUUGAAGUCAAAUUUAGAUUGAAAAUCUUAAAAUUGAUAAGAAUUAAAUUUGAUAAUUAUUUGGCUAGAUUUUUGGAGUCGCAGCUUGAAAGUUUGAAGGAACUGGAGCUGACUGAAGUCGGCAAUCAUGAAACACUUGAAGCAAUGUUCAUGAAGUCAAGAAAAUUGAAGAAAUUAUCACUUGGAGCUGUAGCUUGUUCCAUGAUUUUCGCCAAUGAUUUUCCGGACUUGAGGAUGCAAAGUUUGGAAACUUAUGAAGACAGGAACAGCAAAGGUGUUGAGCUGGACAAGAUUUAUGAAAGGUUUCCAAAUUUACUCAAUCUAAAGUGCCUGCAAUUGAUGCCAAUUAAUGGAAUAUUUGAUAAAAUUGUGUCUUUAGAGUUAUUUGUGCUUGAUUGUCAAAAACUAAAGGAUUUGCAGCUUAAAAGCCUAAGCAUCUUGACAAUUAUUAAAGUUUCAAGGUUCUCAGACGCAACAAUUUGGGAAAAAUUCACAAAAAAUAUCAAAAACAUUGAAAUUUUAACAAUUAAGCAUGUUGAAGACCUCCACAACAUCCCUCAAAUUUUAAAACACCUCAAAAACUUUCAACGCCUGCAAACAUUCAAACUUAAACAAGCUUCAUAUUAUGAUGAUUAUGAAAUAACAAUCGACACAAAGCUCAAAACUGUGAAAACUUUAAGAUCAAGUGUUGAGAAAAAUCAGGAAAUUCUCAAAGUUUUGCAUGAAAAUUUUGAUGAUUUUGAGUUUUUUGAAUUUAAAAGUUUUGUUGGAAAAAUUAAGAAAUUUGAUAUUGUCAUGCAAUUGGAUAAGCAUUGA